CUUUCCUGGCUUGACAGCUGUCACUGUACGCUGAGGUCAAGGGGAAAGAAGCAUGGCUGCGUUGUUUAGAGGGUCGCGAAAUGUAUUGUUAAGGUGGAAUAAGCAUGUCGACUUUGCAUUCGUUUCAUCGCGAUCAAUGGCCUCAAAAACACCAGUGGGAUUUGUUGGUCUGGGAAACAUGGGCAGUCCCAUGGCCAAAAACCUGUUAAAAAACGGUUAUCCCGUUAUUGCCACUGAUGUCUUCCCUGAGUCUUGCAAGGAGCUGCAGGAUAUUGGUGCCCAGGUAGUAGACUCUCCAGCAGAGGUGGCGGAGAAAGCAGACCGCAUCCUCACAAUGCUACCCUCCAGUCCCAACGUCAUUGAAGUAUACACAGGCCCAAAUGGCAUUCUCAAAAAGGUGAAGAAGGGAACACUGUUGAUUGACUCCUCCACCAUUGACCCUGCUGUUUCAAGAGAGAUGGCAGUUGCUGCAGAGAAGAUGGGUGCAGUGUUCAUGGAUGCUCCGGUCUCAGGAGGUGUCGGUGCUGCCAGUAUGGCCAAACUGACCUUCAUGGUAGGUGGAGUGAAGGAGGAAUACAACGCUGCGCAGGAGCUGCUCACCUGCAUGGGAGCCAAUGCUGUCUACUGUGGACAGGUUGGCACUGGACAGGCAGCUAAGAUCUGCAACAACAUGCUCCUGGCCAUUGGAAUGAUUGGGACCGCAGAGACCAUGAACCUUGGCAUCAGACUGGGUUUGGAUCCCAAGCUGCUGGCAAAAAUCCUCAACAUGUCCUCAGGUCGUUGCUGGUCCAGUGACACGUACAAUCCAGUCCCCGGCGUCAUGGAGGGAGUCCCCUCUGCCAACAACUACCAGGGUGGAUUUGGAACCACACUAAUGGCCAAGGAUCUUGGUUUGGCUCAAAACACCGCCACCGAUACUAAGACACCCAUCCCUCUGGGUUCCCUCGCCCACCAGAUCUUCCGAGUCAUGUGCUCCCGCGGCUACGCUAACAAGGACUUCUCAUCUGUCUUCCAAUUUCUACGCGAGGAGGAAGGACAGUGAAUGGAGGGGGAGCACAGUUGAAUGUGAUGUUACCAUACAUAAACACAAACACACACACACACAUGCAUGUGCGCACACACACACACACAUGCAUGUACGCACACACACAUACACACACACACACUCUACAACUACACACCCCAGUGCCCCUUAUCCUACUAUGCUCAGGAGAGGCUAAGAUCUUGCCCUCAGGCGCAGAUCUGUGGUCCAAUUAACAUACUGUAUGUCGGCACAUGUCCCCUCAUAGCAUUAGCUAAAUCAUAUUUUCAGUUCACAGCUCUCUCUCAGCAUGGGGGAAAUGCUAAAACUGACCUUAGAUCAGUAUCUAGAGAAAUAAAGCAACUCUCUUCCUAGUCUGAGAGGCCAGAGUGGAAAAUGAGAGGUAGGAUGAGGCACUGCAAGUUAUACAGUAUGUACUAGUGCAAAUAAUAUGUGGUUUUUCAGGUUGAUGAGUAGUAACUGCAUGAUUGUUAAAAGUUUAAGUACGCUUUUUUCAGGUGUGUGCUUAUUGCCUGUUACCCAAAUGACUCAGACCUGUUCCUGUUAAAUGAAAGAGGACAGAAAAGAAAAGAAAAGCUACAGUAUUGACUCGUUUGCCACCGUUGUUUUUGAUGGCCCAAUUACAUACAAAGUCAAUGCAAAGACGCAAAUACACAUUUGCGCCACGGGCACGAAUGACGCAAAUUACGCAACGCGAAUGAGGCGAAGAAGUGAGUUGAAAUAUUUCAACUCAAGUGAGAAAUUCCCAUGUCCUUGUGUCGCAAAAGCCUAUAUCAGUGUUAAGAUUUUUUUUUUUUUAUGCCUACAGCUCUACAUCGGCAUGAAGUACGAGUAACGCAUCCAACUGAUGUGAUUAAAGCAAUGCAAAUAUUUGCUCUGCCUCGGUCUGAAUGCACCAUAAGGAUUCACAUAGGGAUGGAAAUUUCAGUGCGAGAGGUUAGGUUACCUUUUCUCUCCUGGAGAAAAAGGCCCAUAUUCACAGCACUAAAUGUAAGGUAACCAAAAGUAGCCACACUGUGGGCUCUAAGUUCACUUGUUUUGUUACAUUUGUCUAUUUUUGGCAGGAAGGUGGAGUCAUUCAAUCACCUACUGUAGUCACCCGAGUCAUCCUGCCAGCAUACAUACUUUCAUUCACUGGCUCGACCACUUCAGCUCCUUUUAAAUACUGUGAUAUAUAUCUGGUUAUUUUUGCACUGUGUGCAUCGCCGGGACAUUUUGAUACAGUUACAGAAUCUCUUUGAACUUACCUCUCUUUUCAACUGUCUACAUCUGUGUAUUGAGCCACUGGAGUAUUAUGUUGUGACCAACACAAUUUUAUACUGUUCACUACAAAAUGUUGUUUUCAUUGUCUAGCACUUUCUCUUGCCGGGAUAGAUUUUCAUUAAAGUCAAUCCUCACAUAUUUCUCCUCUCUCUCGGUCUCUCUCGCUCUAUCAACGUGUACAACAUCUGUGUAAAGUGUAAACGAGGAAUGGUUCCUCUCUGCUAUUGUACAUAAUGUAUAUUUCAUAUUCUUGCGUAGUAUUGAAAUAAUGAAUCUAAAUGGACUUUCUUUCUUUUUGUAGUAAAAAUCAUUAAUAGUGUCUACAGUUUGUCUUUGCUCUGUGAAACAGAUCCUCAGUCACACUGUAGCCUAAAAUAAAAGAUGUUCUGUGUA
Molecule: messenger RNA, 2698 nt
Organism: Perca flavescens (yellow perch)
Lineage: Eukaryota; Metazoa; Chordata; Actinopteri; Perciformes; Percidae
Gene: hibadha
Product: 3-hydroxyisobutyrate dehydrogenase a
Exons: 8
Coding region: 53-1042 (329 amino acids)
Biological process (GO): L-valine catabolic process
Cellular component (GO): mitochondrion
Molecular function (GO): 3-hydroxyisobutyrate dehydrogenase activity; NAD binding; NADP binding
Source: RefSeq, a predicted model, not a curated record